GUUCUCGUGUCGAUUAAAGAAUCACGUCUGCGUCCGCAUUCUGUUCGUGCAGCUUGUAGUAGCGAAUAAAAUAAUCGCGAGAAAAGAUGGUGGUGACGGUAGCUUCUGUACGUCAACAACUUACAAAUUUAGCUCAUUCCGGCGGUUCUCAUAAAGACCAGGCCGAAAAGUAUCGCGGAACUUUGGAUCAGAUAUUGUUGUCUUCCGGCGAGGAGCUGGUUGAUGCCUUGAAGACGUUCAUCGAAGCAAUUGUCAACGAGAAUGUGAGUUUAGUGAUUUCAAGACAAGUUUUGACAGAUGUAAGCAGCCGCUUGCUGUUUUUACCAGAUGAAAUAUCAAAAGCUGUCUCGCAUUAUACAUUAGAUAAGGUUCAGCCACGUGUAAUCUCUUUUGAAGAACAGGUAGCUAGUAUAAGACAACACUUAGCUGAUAUUUACGAACGUAAUCAGAAUUGGCGAGAAGCAGCAAAUGUCUUAGUUGGCAUACCAUUGGAAACGGGACAAAAGCAAUACACUGUUGAUUACAAACUCGAGACUUAUCUCAAAAUUGCUAGAUUAUAUUUAGAGGAUGAUGAUCCAGUGCAAGCUGAGGCAUUUAUCAAUCGAGCGUCGCUUUUGCAGGCUGAAUCGAAAAACGAGCAGUUACAAAUCUAUUACAAAGUGUGUUAUGCCAGGGUAUUAGAUUAUAGAAGAAAAUUCAUAGAAGCAGCUCAGAGGUACAAUGAAUUGUCGUACAGGUCCAUCAUCCAUGAAGACGAGCGCAUGACAGCUCUCAGAAACGCAUUAAUUUGCACAGUAUUGGCUUCUGCAGGACAGCAGAGAAGCCGGAUGUUGGCAACGUUGUUUAAAGACGAACGUUGUCAGCAACUGCCCGCUUACUCGAUCCUGGAGAAAAUGUAUUUGGAUCGUAUUAUACGACGCUCCGAGUUGCAAGAGUUCGAGGCGUUACUGCAGCCUCAUCAGAAAGCAUGCACUAUAGACGGACUAGGUUCCACCAUACUCGAUCGCGCUGUUAUUGAACAUAACUUGCUGUCCGCAAGUAAAUUGUACAACAACAUCACGUUCGAAGAAUUAGGUGCGCUAUUGGAUAUCCCGCCCACUAAAGCGGAGAAAAUUGCUAGCCAAAUGAUCACCGAGGGCAGAAUGAACGGUUACAUAGAUCAAAUUGAUUCCAUAGUACACUUCGAAACACGCGAAACCUUACCAACGUGGGACAAGCAGAUACAAUCGCUCUGUUAUCAAGUGAAUCAAAUAAUUGAGAAGAUCGCUCAGACGGAGCCAGAGUGGAUCGCGAAAGUGAUGGAGGAUCAAAUGGUGCAUUAAUAUAGAUCUUGUUUAAUACGAAGAGAAAACCAAUCGCAGAAUACGGGAAUCGCCGCUUGUAACGUGUAUAUGAUAACGGAACCAGCCAAAACCAGUAAAACACAUUAUAGCUCACUGUUGAAACGCGAAUAUUGUUUAACGCACGUCAUGUAACAUACACUAUAUUCGGUUAUUUUCCACAAUGACACCGUGUAAAAUCUUUCGUUGACAAAUUUUCAGAUAUAUUUGUGUUGUUUUCAAAAGCCAAUCAAUAGGCAGUAUUACGUACGAGAUAUUUUAAAUACAUAUUGCAUCUCAUUAAAACUAUACGAUGUCAAUUCUAACAUUUCUUAACGUUUGCUAAAAAAGAAAAGAACAAUGGAACUAAAAGGUGAAUAUAAAUUUGUCACUAUAAACAUCGAUAAAUUCAAAAGAAGUGUUAAAACACGUUGUCUCAUUUCUAAUCCGAUUCCGCUAAUAAAAUUUAGACAAGAUCAUUGUAGAUGGAGAAGCAAUGUACGUUCUUCUUGUAAAUAAAUCACAUUCAUACUUCGUACAAAUAUUCUUUUCUAGACGCGCCGAUUACCAACAAAGAACAACCGUCCAGGAAAAUAAAAGUUGCUCCUUAUUCCACAAACAUAAUUAUAUAUUUCCUAUAUAAAAUAAAGCAGAAUGGAAUUACAUGUA
Molecule: messenger RNA, 1988 nt
Organism: Odontomachus brunneus
Lineage: Eukaryota; Metazoa; Arthropoda; Insecta; Hymenoptera; Formicidae
Gene: CSN4
Product: COP9 signalosome complex subunit 4
Exons: 8
Coding region: 87-1322 (411 amino acids)
Cellular component (GO): COP9 signalosome; cytosol
Source: RefSeq, a predicted model, not a curated record